AACAGGUGGUUGACCCUACCUUAGCAGAAAUGGGAAAGAAUCUCAAUGAGGCCAUGAAGCUGCUUGAAGACAAUCAAAGGAAAGUUGAAGAAGAGAAUGAAAAGAACUACACAAGAAAGGAUAUUCCUGGGCCACUUCAAGCGGACAGGACAUGGUGAGCAUCCUCCAGCUAGUUCAGACACUUAUGCAUGGAGACGAAGAAGAAGAAUCCCUACAGUCUUAUCGGCUACAAAAUGUUGGGGAGCAGGGACACAUGGCUCUCUUAGGACACAGCUUGGCAGCUUAUAUUUCCAUCCUGGACAGGGACAGACUGAGAAAACUUACUACCAAAAUCCUUUCUGACACAACCCUGUGGCUCUGCAGGCUCUUCAGGUUUGAAAACGGGUCAGCCUACUACCACGAAGAUGAUCGCGAAGGGCUUUUGAAAGUCUGCAAGCUGGCGAUUCACUCCCGCUAUGAAGAUUAUGCCACUGAAGGUUUUAAUGCUUUAUAUAACAAGCAGCCAAUGGUGUACAUCAGUGCUGCGGCAAGAACUGGCUUGGGCCAAUUCCUCUGUAGUCAGCUUGGCUUGCCUCUUUCCUGUAUGUGCCGAGUGCCGUGUAACACGAUGUUUGGCUCCCAGCAUCAAAUGGAUGUCGCUUUGUUGGACAGACUGAUCAAAGAAGACCUUGAAUCUGGAAGGCUGCCUGUAUUACUGGUGGCCAAUGCUGGCACCCCUGGGGCAGGGCACACGGACAAACUCGGUCGAUUGAGGGAACUCUGUGAGCAGCACGGCAUGUGGCUCCACGUCGAAGGGGUGAAUCUCGCGACUCUGGCUUUGGGUUACGUCUCGUCUUCCAUACUGGCAGCCACCAAAUGUGACAGCAUGACACUUACACUCGGACCCUGGUUGGGUCUUCCAGCAGUGCCAGCAGUGACUCUCUAUAGACAGGAGGAUCCGUCUUUGGUAGGUGGCUGGUCCAUGAUGCAGUGGAGGACAAGUAUCAGGAUAAGCUCUCUACAGCUCGUGGUUGACAGUAAAUUGUAGCUGAUCAUCCCUCAG
Molecule: messenger RNA, 1042 nt
Organism: Pseudonaja textilis
Lineage: Eukaryota; Metazoa; Chordata; Lepidosauria; Squamata; Elapidae
Source: RefSeq, a predicted model, not a curated record